This is a messenger RNA of Fusarium sp. VM40, 711 nucleotides long. The record is from the annotation of a GenBank genome assembly. Lineage: Eukaryota; Fungi; Ascomycota; Sordariomycetes; Hypocreales; Nectriaceae.
AUGGGAUCGGCCAUCACUUCUCCAAAGUUGGUCUAUCCGCCUACGCGUUCGGCCCUCUAUUAUGUACCCGCCAAGGUUUUGUACAGGGGUCUGUAUCCGUACGAGCAGGACAUCCUCCCACCGAUAGCCACCUCGUUGGCCUACUCCUCGAUCAAAUACUCCAGGGUAACCCCCAGCGUUCAGGUGCUAAGCCAGGCAAUGGUAACGGUCUUGAAGGCUGGGAACGAUAGGAAGAAGUCCAAGCCCGGGAUGGACAGCGUGAAUAAUAAGACGUGCGAAUUCAGACUCGUGUCUAAGUACACCGAGAUACCUAGAUGCUCGUACUUGUAUUCCGUGGUCGGUAUAUCGAUCAUCAACUGCGUGGUGGUUCCCUCGGUCAACACAGCCAAGAAGGUGAGAUGCGCCUCCUUAUUCUCAGAGUGGCUCAGACGCAUGAUCGAGAUCCACGACACGUUCGGAUUCAGGAUGAACAUCCUCGCCAUGAGCGAGCUGGCGGCUGACUCUAUCAGGAACACAUUCAGCGCCCUUAGAGGGAGCAACAGAAAGGCCAGCUACGUCGGGACCAAUAGCCCAGCCAUGAUCUCGUAUAUGAACGUGAACAAGUUCGUAUCGGCGUGCUCUUUGAACAACUUCAUCGCGACCAUCGAGUCCAGGGCGUACGAGCUGACGCCGGUAAUCGACUACUCGCUGCCGACCAUCGAGUGCCAGUAG